CUUUCUGUCCCCUCUCCCGCGCCGUACGGCCGGGCGCGCCGUCUCCAUCCGCUGGCAACUUUGUGGCGCGGGGCGCGGGCGGCGCCGCGGCUCUGCCCUCACCGGGGGGCGAGGGGCGACGGGCGACCCCCCGGGGCCCCGGCGGGCACAGCCACCCGCCCGCCAUGGCCGGCAUCGGCAUCGACCACUCCAAGCUGCCCGGAGUCAAAGAAGUGUGUCGAGACUUUGCUGUUCUGGAAGAUCAUACCUUGGCCCAUAACUUACAGGAGCAAGAAAUUGAGCAUCACUUGGCAACAAACGUUCAGCGUAAUCGUCUCGUGCAACAUGACUUGCAGGUGGCCAAGCAACUGCAAGAAGAGGAGGAUCUGAAAGCACGUGCUCAAAUCCAGAAACACCGAAAAGACUUAGAACGACAGGACUGCGAGAUUGCUCAGGAAAUCCAAGUGAAGCUGGUAUUUGAAGCAGAGCAGCGCCGCAGGCAAGAGGAAAAAGACGAGGACAUUGCCCGCCUCCUACAACAGAAGGAACUGCAGGAGGAAAAAAAGCGCAAGAAGCACCACCCAGAAUCCCAGGGACACACAGGCUAUGAACACAGCUAUUAUGCAGAAGAUGGAGAGCACCCCUGGGGUGACCACAGAGAGCGGGUUUCUGAGCCUCGCAUGGCACGCAGUGGUGACCGGCGCAUGCGCCAGCAGAGAGAGCACCGAGAAGCGCCCUUGCCUUUGUCCAGUGGUGCCUCUAAACACAGGCAUUCCACCUUGGGGGAUCAUUGGACAUCUCCUCAACUGAGUGAAGCCAGCAAUGGCCAUUGGCAGGAGUGGAAAUCGGCCAACCAGGGAAGAUCCAGGCGACACCCCAGCCUCGACUUGGAAAGAGAGGCUGAGCACGGCACCUACGGCCACAGCGAUAGCUGGGAGCUGCGGGAAAGGAGAGCAGCUGGCAGGGAGAAGGCUUGGAGACCUCCCAGUCUUGACCUGGAGUCAGAGCAUGGACUCACAGACCAGGUGCAGUGCAGCCGAAAGUCAACAAGACAAAACAGAGAAAAGCACCUUCCUCUUUUUGAGAUGGAACUGGAGGCUGAGCAGGAGACCUGGAAUCGGGGCAGCAGUCAGCCGGUGCACCCUGAAAAACACAAAUCUCGUCAUCAGGGCUGCUUGUCACACAGGAGGAUGCAUGACGAGAAGCUCCAUGAUGCUGAAUCUAGAGACGAUCAUAGGAAGGGUGAGAGGAGAGACUGCAAAAGGGCAGGACACAGGAGACGUUCUCCCUCCCCACACACUAUGAACCAGGGGAAGGUUGGAGACUGCCAGCGAGAUUCAGGCACUAAGUCGAGGGGGACAAAGCAAGCCAUGUAUGAUACACCCCGAAGGGAACAGGAGUUGUCUGAUGAAGAGAUUGCUAGGAAGCUGCAGGAGGAAGAGCUCCUGGCUAAUGAGGCAGAUCAGAAGGCAGCUCAAGUAGCCCAAGAUGAGGAAAUUGCUCGACUCUUGAUGGCCGAAGAGAAAAAGGCUUUCAAGAAAGGGAAGGAGAGAGAAAAGUCUUCCUUUGAAAAGAGGAGGCAUGAACAAGACUGGAAGCAUGAUGCAAGCGAGUCCACGCGCUCAAGGUCAAAAGAAGGGCCUGAAACUCAGCGACACAAAGGUGACAGGUCUUCAAGGUCACAGCCUCUCCUUGAUGACUUUGAGCACGCUCGCUAUUACACAAGCCAGCCCAGCCCCUUGCGCCAGAUCCCCAAACCUGAGCACUCUCCUAAAGGUUCCCGUAGGAAGUAGUAAACUCUGCUAGCCUUUGCUUUGGUACUGACUGUUCUGUAGCAAACAUUACUGGAAUUGCCAGCCAAGUUUCUCAAUUCCUCACCCAACGGGAGGUGCAGCCUCCAUACCCAGGAUCUCCUCUUUAAGUGUCAUCAUAUUAAUAAGGAACACUUGUUUGUUUCAAUUUCUUACUCAUAUGUGAACAUCUAAGAAGUGCAGUAUAAUCUAGCCGCAACUGAGCCGUGUAAAUUAACUAGCUGACUUCGCAGCUCACUCUUAUAUUCUUUUGAGGCUUUCCUUUUAUUUUUACUUUUAUUUUUAAGCUUUGGCUGGAGUUUUGACAAAUAGGACAAAGAGAAAUGCAUAUUAUGUACAACAGGGAGGAAAAUCCAAGAUAUGAGCUGGAUUAUGGCAAUGCAGCAGAACAUCAGAAGUACAAAUCCUUUCCAUAUUAGGAUGACCUAGCAAAGUGAGUUAUAAGAGGAAACCUGUUUCUUCCUGUGCUGGGUAAGACAGCUGAGCCAACCUGACAGUCAUACCAUCUUGCAGGAAGGAGAGAGGAUCUUCAUAAUAUAUGCUAGCAAAAGCCAGAACCUGGGACUGGUGAGGGAGAAAUUGCCUGCAGAACAAAAUUUCUUAACUGCUGUAUUUGUUUCUAGAGUUUCCAGCAACGUGGGUAGAGUGUGUAACCAGGCAUUUAGCUCCAGGAUACAAGAUAGAACAGUUACGAGGAAAUACAAUUUCACCUGAAAUUAGAUCUUGUGUGUGUGACUUUUAAGACACGCCAGGGAGCUGAUGAAGCUGUGAACUGUGAAUUGGGAAGAAUCAUACGAACAGGUUUAAAUGCCUGAAGGGACCUCUGUGGUCACCUACCUUGAACUCUGGUGUGGUAGGAGCCAAGGAAUUUCACUGAAGCCAGGUAGGAACUACUGUAACUCCUGGCUCAGUUACUGAUGCACUUGAGUACAGUAACUUGUGCCUGAACCUGCAUAUGUCUUGAAAACAUGGGACUGAAGAAGGGCCAUAUGGGCAUUGAGCGCUGAAUGCAAAAAUCUACUGUUACAGGCAACUUUGAGCUAGACAUAGAGUGCCAAACAGUCCACACCGGUGUCUGUGCUAACUGCCUCCCCUCUACACUGCUCUGUGCAGCACCCAGGCAGACUCCAGUCAGGGUAAAACUUGCUCUCUAGGGCAUAGUAGGGUCUGCAAGUUUAAGUUGUCUGUAUAGAUUUGCCCAUGCAGUGAUUUCUCCCCCAUGCUCCCCCUGCCUUUUAAUGGCUUGUUUUCCCUCCAGUCUUUGAAAAUAAUUCUUCUCUUGCACAAACAAGUAGCUUUUACCCUUGGCCCCUGCUCAUUUAAAUUCUUUUGUCUUUUUAAUAAUUUUUGUCAUCACUUUUUCAAGUGCAUUUUUAAACAACAAAGCUGAGCAUCCGGACACUGGCUUGGAGUCUGUUCAGACAGUACAGUCUAGUUAUUUAUUUGCCAGUGCAGUUUACAGCAGCAAGCCUGGCUGUGUUGCCCCUGCAGCCCAGCUUCCUUAUUGCCUGAGACUGAGUCAGUCCCACCAUGCUUUGUCUUCUGCUGGCAGCUGCAAUUCUGCUGCUUUGCUGAGGAGGGGAGGCAGAGCCAUGACUGUACUUGCCCUCGCCACCAAUCUGCCUGGGAAAGGAGCCUGACAGCUCUGUAGAGCCUUGUGGAGAGCAUGUGCUGGUGUGGAGCACCAACAGGAGAUCAGAAGAGAUCAUGGCGCUCUGCUCUUGCACUAAUCCAUAAUUCAAGCGCCAAGGGAGCUGUAAGGCUUUAAGCUUAGCUGCUGUCCUUGGUCAGGAUAGUUACAGAAACAAAUCACAAGGCAGACAAGGCAUCUCCUUCUUCACCUAAGUUACGAGGGCAUGUUUCAUACCACAGCACGAGCCCAUGCCUUGCCUUGACCAACAACUCAAGAAACUUCCAUCUCCUACCCCCACUGGGAUGUUGGCAGGAGUUCACUACCUGUGAAGAACCCAUUAACCACCAGUAGACCCCUGCUCCAGGCAUACACCAGCCAAAAAUGUAAUGUAGGACUUUGCGCAUUGGCAGCAUCCCAUUAGCUGCGAACCCUUGCUUCCAGACUGUGAGCUUGCACACCUGCAUGAACCCUUAAGUGACUUGCAAGCUGUUGGUUGCUUGCUACUGCUUCUCAGGAAAUAUCCCAGCCAGCGGCUAGAUUUUACUGUCCUUGCCUUGUUCCCUCUUCUAGUUCCAUCUCUGUCCAUUCAGAAGUGUUACUGUUGUUUCAAAGGAUACGGGGAAAAAACCCAACAUAGCCCGUGGUGGUUUUUUUUAUUUGAUAACUUGGGCCAAUGUGGCAACCUCAUCUGCAAUGAUUUUGUUGGAAAAAUUUGUUUUAGUAUUUCAUGUAACAGUCAAAACUUCUACUGCUGAAAGUGCCAUUUUUUUUUCCUGUGGGUUUUCCCCCUGUUGCCAUCAGAGUAUUUAUUCUGAAAUGGAUGCCUGAUGGGGUUUUAUGAACUAAUACUUUGUCAAACACCCCAGUCUAGGCCCUGCUGCUUGUAUCAUGUAGUGCACUUGUGAAAACUGGAUGGGGAAAGAUCCUGCCAAAUCAGAAAGUGGUUGUGCUUUGUACUGCGUGCAUGGGAAAAAGUGGUGACCUGCUGCAGAAGGCAAGGAAGAAUCACCAUCUAGGAAUUCAGCCCUGCCUUGGCCUCUGUAGCUGGCUGUGAUGGGCUUUCGUGCACUACAGUCAGCUGAUGUAAAUUCUGUCUUACUCUGAUCAGAAAAGUUAUGAAGGUCCUGAGCCUGCUGACAUUUGAAGAACCUAUUAACUCAGGAGGGAUGCUUGGGAGUAUCCAAGUUGUUGGCCUCAGUGGGAGUGAGCAGAAAUGAUAUGAGAGAAAACUCCAGUUGAUUUUAUUUGGAAGCUGGGUAAAGUCUGAAGAACACCUCGGUGCCUACUCUGUGGAGUUUCAGGAUCUCCUUCAUGGCCUCCUUGGGCCAGCCAAGCUCUCCAGCCAUGGCACCAAGAGGCAAGAGCCUAAGGGAAGGAUCCCAGGAGCAUCUGCUGCUUCCUUGGAUGUCUUCAAGGAGUGCUAAAUGCUUUAUGGGCUCCUUUGCUCUAUAUCCAUGCAUAGUCCUUACCUUUUAAUUCUUACUCCCUACCUUUAUUCAUUUGCUGUCCCUUGUAAUGUUUCUCCUGUUUUAUUUUUCCACAGCCUUUGUGAAAAGGGGGUCCUGAAGUUUUGUUAGAAGGGGCUGACACCUAUUGAGAGAAGCAGAAGUGCUAGGAAUGGUAGCUGAGGAAAGCAUGUAAAUGGGGUACAAACAGGGCAAUUGUUCAUCUAAUAUACCUUGUGGGCCUCAUGCAGUCAGCAGGUUAGACACUUCUUGAGGCAAAGGUUGCAGCUGGACUUGUGUGUUUAGUAACUAGUUUUGGAAGGAGAUUCCGUGGUCCCAUUGAAGACAAGAGUUGAAUUAAAAUCAUGGAUGAACAAAGAGCCAAUUCAUCUUGAGGCUCAGCAGCCACAGUUCUGAGAGUCAAGAAGAUGCAGCUUGUGUAGGCGAGAUGCAAAAGCAGCACCUUGCACAUGUGUCCCUGGAAAGAGGCACAGUGAAGUUGAUAUUUUUAAAAAGAAACACUCAGAGCAAUAUUUCCUUUCUAUGACAGAAAAAUGUUUAACUUUAUUUUUCCCUUGUCUUCUCUUGCCGAGUUUCAGUAGCUUUGCCUAUGGUAUUGCUCUGGCUUUAAUAGCAUGUUGGAGCCCUUGUUGGGACCCCUGCCCAGGUCAUUCAGGUCUUGCAACCCUUUCUGAUUCUGUGCAUUAACAAGGCAACAGGCACCACAUGGAAAAUUCAUCACCGUGAAAUCCUGGCACUUUCUAAUACUCCAUAGUAGGCACAUCUCACCAGCAAGAGCUCUCGCCACCUCCUCGCCUCUGUCCGAAGCACAAUGGUCUGCAAAAGAGAGGUCGGGCAAACCCGAGCGAUCGUGCCUUACGUGCAGGGAUACUCAAUGUCUUCAGCAGGCUGAUCUGAGUCACCUUGCUAUGAAACACUGUCUUAAUGUGGACUGUACAGCUUCCUGCAGCAAGAAGUGGUUGUCGUCAUGUGGAUAGAUCCAACAGGUUAAUCUCAUCUUUUUUUAAAGAACUUAAUGGUUUUGGAUUUAGUGGGGGUGGGAAAAUAUCAGCUGUUCGGGGAUAGAUGAAGUCUCAUCAUUGAAUUUCUCCUCUUGGGGAAGAAGGACAAAAGUUACAAAUGCUGCAGCCUGCUUCAUUCUGUAAAAGGGAUCCUGUAUGUACAGUAUUUUUAUAUCUCUGCAUUCCCACCUUUCAGGAUUUGAAUCAGGAUUAAUAACAUUCUCCUACUUAGGGAAAAAAAAGCAUUUUUAUUUUUACAGUGCUAGACCUUUGUGCAUUUUUAUUUUGUGCCAAAUUACAGUCACUGUUACAUUCUAGUGUUCCAAUUCAGUUUAUUGCUGUUGAUCAAUGUGUAUAUUAUAUAUUUUUAUUAUCAAGGUUUUAAUUUUAAUUCAUAUUAACCUGUAUGCAAACUAACUGUGGAUUGCUAAUUUAUAUAUAAAGGGGAGCACCUGGAGGCAGUGUGAGGAUUCCCCUACUUAGUUUACACUCUUGUAAUCUAGUGCAGCCAGUCCAUGAAACUCAUCACUUCUUCCACAGAAUGGUCUCCUGGGUGUUUCUCACCCUGAGCAGAUUGCUGCUGCUGUUCCUCCAGGCAGCGCUGACGCUGCGAGGCAGUGUGAGAUGCAGUAGGAAAACGAAGCACAGCUCAGAGCGUGGACUGAUGGGUGACUGAGCUCUCUGCUGUCCUGUUCCUGGCAGUGAUGCCAGGGAGAAUGCUGCAGCAGGAAUCCCCGUCUGAGGGUUACUCUGCCCUAUAUCCAUGCUCAGCUGAUGGACAGUUUUGGUUUUGCCCCACUCUCUCAAGAUGCAAAAUACUUAAUUUUGCAGUUGCUUUGGGAGGUGGGUGUGGAAUAUAGUGCUGAGGCAUAGCAGUGCCCCUUGCAUGAAGUAUUCCACAGGCAAGUGUUUGGUUUUUGGUUUGUUUGGUUUUUUGUGUUCGUUUUUGUUUUCUUUUCAGUUCACUAUACUCUUUAAAAUACACGCUGUAGCACAUUUCUGGCUGUGCAGCGCUGCUAUGGAGGCUCUGGCUGUGCUGCACACAAGUGCCGCUUGGACCGCUAUGCCCAGGACAGGCUCCAGGACACAACUUCUCUGUUGAGAAGCUGCACUGCCCUCAGCUUCUGGGCUUGGAGAUACCAGCAGCCACCUCCUCUCCAUGAGUAGCACGUCGCAAGGCUUAGCUGCGCAGUUUGUGCUCUUCCAGGAGAGUGCAAGAGAGGACAGUGGCACACACAGAUGAGUAUUUUCUACUUCAUGGUAAGCAAGUUCCACUGUAUCAGUGUUCACUCUAAGUAGACUCCACGGUGUGUCUCCAGCUGCAUCUGUGCACUGCAGUACAGUUAGCUGCCUCAGAGAAGUAACUACAGUUGUCUCAUUUAAUUCUUCAGGAUAAACUUUCAGCCUGUUGAAUCUAAAUAUUGGCCAUGCGAUGAGAUGGAUUAGUCAGAAGGUUUAAAUUCUUCAGAGCUGCAAGUGUACCCUGCAUUGCAACAGCUAAUCCUUAAAUAUAAAUUGCGCACUGACAAUAAUCUGUCUAUGCAAGCCUAGGGUUUUUUCUUGACUGUUCGCUCUAUAAUUUUAUCAGGUUUGGCAUAGAACUUCUGAAUGACAUUUAACCAAAGCAUCGUGUCCCUGUGUGUGUAGCAUGUUUUGCUUCAUCCUCCUGAAUUCUCAUUGAAUGUAAAGGGAACAUUGCCUUGCCCUAUUUUGUUCAAUAAACCGUUGUAUUUUGUUAUCCACCA
Molecule: messenger RNA, 7635 nt
Organism: Phalacrocorax carbo (great cormorant)
Lineage: Eukaryota; Metazoa; Chordata; Aves; Suliformes; Phalacrocoracidae
Source: RefSeq, a predicted model, not a curated record